UAAAACCCGCUGCCCGCCGCCGUCGCCACCACCGUGCCACCGUCGCCAUGUCCCCGAGGGCCACUGGCCACCGCCUCCUCCUCCUGGCCGGGCUCGUGGCGGCGCUGGGAGUGUCGCCGGUGUCCCCAAUCCACGUGUACACGCAGCGGGAGGUCUAUGGCACCGUGGGCUCCCGUGUCACCCUGUCCUGCAGCUUCUGGUCCAGCGAGUGGAUCUCGGACGACAUUUCCAUCACCUGGCACUUCCAGGCCGAGGGCUCCCGCGACACCAUCUCCAUCUUCCACUACGCCCAGGGCCAGCCCUACAUCGAUGACGUGGGGAGCUUCAAGGAGCGCAUGGAGUGGGUGGGGAACCCGCGGCGCAGGGACGGCUCCAUCGUCAUCCACAGCCUGGAGCCCACCGACAACGGCACCUUCACCUGCGACGUCAAGAACCCCCCGGACAUCGUGGGGAAGUCCUCGCAGGUCACCCUCUACGUCCUCGAGAAAGUGCCCACCCGCUACGGCGUCGUGCUGGGGUCUGUCAUCGGCGGGGUCCUGCUGCUGGUGGCCGUGCUGGUGGCCCUGGUCUAUGCCACCCGCUACUGCUGGCAGCGGCGCCAGGCGGUCCUGCAGCGGCGGCUGAGCGCCAUGGAGAAGGGGAAGCUGCAGCGCUCGGGCAAGGACGGCUCCAAGCGCAGCCGGCAGGCCCCGGUGCUCUACGCCAUGCUGGACCACGGCCGCAGCGCCAAGAAAGCCAAGGGCGGCCCGGGAGACUCGCGCAAGGAUAAGAAAUAGCGGUUAGCGGGCAGGGAGGGACCCCCGGGGGCGGACGAGGGCGCGGGGGGCCCCCGGCCCCCCAAAGUCAUCAUGACCAUCGAGAUGGAGCUGCGGGGGGAGCCCCGGGCCGCGCCCCCGCCCGCCGCCCGCUCCCCGAGCCGGGGCAGCCUCAAGAACGCCCUGCUGAGCAUCAUCAAACCCAACUCGGGGGGCUCCUGAUUUCAUCGCCCCCAGCCCCGGCCGCGGCCCCUCCCGGCUCGGGACCCGGCGAGGAGCGGGGUGUGGUCCUCGCCUCGGGUCCCUCCGGCCUUGGGGACAGCGCUGGGGACAGUCCGGGGGUCCCUCCCCCGCCCCGUCCCGCAGCCCCUCUCGGUCGCUCCCUGCCCAGCCCCGGGCGCGGAGGGAAUUUCUCCUUUCGAACACAAAAGCAGCGGAUUUGGGGUCGGUCCCCCCCCUCCCCAGGGAUCCGCGGGGUCCCCGUGGGACCGUGUCACCCCCGUGUGUCCCCUCCCCGUACUCGAGGGGGGGGGGGGGGUUCUCUGCCCCCAAUUUUACUCCUUUUCUGGCCGUUUUCUCGUCUCUCCCCGCGACCGACCCCAAAUGACGUCGCAGGGUGGCCCCCGCCCCACCCCCUUUGUCCCCCCCCCCCCCCCCCAUUAACCCCCGCACCGCGUAACCCCCGGGACCCUCCCCCCCAAAACCGGCCGGAGCCCCGUUGAGGGGGCGAGGCUGCGGCCGGGGACUGGGGGGGAGCCGCCCGUGCCCCCCCCGACGCGUUUUUCUACACCCUGUCCCUGUCCCCUCCCUGUCGCCGUGGUGCCAUUAAUAAAACUGACACGUCCGGGA
This is a messenger RNA of Corvus hawaiiensis (hawaiian crow), 1604 nucleotides long. It is a transcript of the gene MPZ, whose product is annotated as myelin protein zero. The transcript has 6 exons. Gene Ontology annotation, biological process: myelination. Gene Ontology annotation, cellular component: membrane. NCBI's taxonomy places the organism in Eukaryota, Metazoa, Chordata, Aves, Passeriformes, Corvidae. The record is from RefSeq and is a predicted model, not a curated record.